Heterobasidion irregulare TC 32-1 is the source of this 195-nucleotide messenger RNA. RefSeq lists its product as uncharacterized. Gene Ontology annotation, biological process: ribosomal small subunit assembly; translation; maturation of SSU-rRNA. Lineage: Eukaryota; Fungi; Basidiomycota; Agaricomycetes; Russulales; Bondarzewiaceae. The record is from RefSeq and is a predicted model, not a curated record. The annotation marks the transcript as partial. Gene Ontology annotation, cellular component: cytosolic small ribosomal subunit; ribosome. Gene Ontology annotation, molecular function: structural constituent of ribosome. The transcript has 2 exons.
UCCUCGAAAGCUCCCGUCAAGCUCGCCCGUGUCAUCAAGGUCCUUGGCCGGACAGGAUCGCGUGGAGGUGUUACCCAAGUCCGUGUCGAGUUUUUGGACGACACGACCCGGACAAUCAUCCGUAACGUGAAGGGCCCCGUACGGGACCAGGAUAUCUUGGCUCUCCUGGAGAGUGAGCGUGAGGCUCGGUGCGUC